ACAAGGUAUAGCGAUAACCUGGAAGUGAAAUUUAUAUGGCUGUCUGUGUAUUUACCUGAGUUAGAGACGCCUAGGCGUUUUAAAUUGAUUUAUAAAGUUUAUACAGUUUAGCCGUGUGUUUUUGUUUUUUUACUUGAGAUGUAGAUGUAUUUUUGCAGCCGUAGCCGAGUGCCAUAAUCCAACCAAGUUUAUUCUGAAUGAGACAUCAGUGAUCAUGAGCUUCCUGCUGCCAAAACUGAGCAGCAAAAGGGAUGUGGACCACGCAAUAAAAACUACAUCAGAGAAGGUCCUCGUUCUCAGAUUUGGAAGAGAUGAGGAUCAUGUUUGUCUUCAGCUGGAUGACAUUCUGUCCAAGACAUCCCAUGACCUAAGUAAAAUGGCAACUAUAUACAUUGUUGACGUUGAUAAGGUGCCAGUCUACACUCGGUACUUUGAUAUCAGCUACAUUCCAUCUACUAUUUUUUUCUUUAAUGGGCAACAUAUGAAAGUCGAUUAUGGGUCUCCAGACCACACAAAGUUUGUAGGAAGUUUCAAGACGAAACAGGAUUUUAUUGAUCUCAUUGAAGUCAUCUACCGUGGAGCAAUGCGUGGAAAGCUAAUUGUGCAAAGUCCAAUAGACCCUCAAAAUAUUCCCAGAUAUGAUCUUCUUUACCAGGGUGUUUAGUAUAAAUGCAUUGGUGGAGGAUCAGAUUUUUUUUCUGAUUUCCCUUGUUGAUACACUUUUGUUGUAAAAUAGAAAAUGUAUUUAUUAUAUUAGUACAUGUUUAAAAAUGUUUCAAAUAAAAUUACCAAGUAAAACAUUUUAA
Molecule: messenger RNA, 806 nt
Organism: Xenopus tropicalis (tropical clawed frog)
Lineage: Eukaryota; Metazoa; Chordata; Amphibia; Anura; Pipidae
Gene: txnl4b
Product: thioredoxin like 4B
Exons: 4
Coding region: 215-664 (149 amino acids)
Biological process (GO): mRNA splicing, via spliceosome
Cellular component (GO): nucleus; U5 snRNP; U4/U6 x U5 tri-snRNP complex
Source: RefSeq, a predicted model, not a curated record